CGCUUCAUCAUAAUCGCCCAUCUCCGACCGUCCGAUUCUCCGACAGCAUGUGCAAGACCUAAAGACCACGAAGACAUACCCAAAAGUAGACUAUGAAGCCUCAGGCGGCAUUGCAGAUAUGCAGUACUCAAGCAAAACUGUCGUUCGGGGCUCUGAAAUGGACCCGGCUUUCUUGAAAUAUAAUAUCUUAGAACGACUCCCUCCAGCGGCACGAGUGGGGAAUCCCCUUCUGCCCAGUUGUCAACCGACCUACUUUAUGCAACUAAGCAAGACGUGGGACAAGGGGACAAGAAGUGUGAGAGAGAAGAUUCUACAAGAGUUCGUUACCCAUAAUCGGAACAAAACGGGCCCUCAACUGGAAAGGGAGUUUAGCAAUGGAGCUAGUCUCUUUCUGACAAGGAUUUCCGCAUGGCUACGCUUGAGUUACCUUCUCGGGCAUAGCCUAUCUAUUCAACUCCAAGCGAUCAAUGUAUUCAUCUCUGCGUCCAGUGGUCAUCGUUUCCUCGCAGAGUUCUUGGAGGUUGGGGGGGUUCUCACGGUUUUAGAAAUCCUCGGACUGGCGCAAGUCAAGGAGGUAUCCACCUAUACUGUCGAAGAUUAUCGUUUGUCGCUCACGUCCUCAACUUUUCAACAGCCAGACAAGGCGGAAGCUUUGAGAGUCCUUCUCAGUGUCGCACAAGCGGGCCGAAGAUACAAGGAAUUCAUCUGCGAAAGCUAUGGUGUGCGCGCCGUCUCGGAUUGUCUUGGCAGAUCCCGCUCCGAAAUUACGCAAGACUAUGCGAGGAACCUUUUAUAUCAGCUCGGAGUGGGCAAUCCGAAAUUCCUGAUGCAAGUCUACAAGUCCUUGCUCUCUCUGCUCACCUCUCAGGGACCUCCACCCACGUCCCAGCAAAUGGCGGGGCAAGCGCUUCGGCUGUUGCUUCCCUCCAUUCAAGCGAUCCAUCCUUCGAUUGUCGAAGCUACCAUCGCAUUGCUCAAGAAUCCGCAUAUACAGAUUCAAUACGAGGGUUACGAGAUCUUACGUGAACUGCUCAAGCGGCCAGCUCUGCAAGACAUCAUCAUUACGCAGCUCAUCACGAUUCUCAAGAAUACUGUGGAAGACGUAAAGGAGGAGCUACCAGAAGAUCGCAGAAGACGGGGGAAAGGGGAUGCGGGAAAAACUACAGGAGCUUGGGGCGGGCUUGUGGCAAAAGCAGGGGACGAGAGCAAAGGACAAAGCGAAACUGUCACUGCAGGCUACAUGCAACAAGCAUAUGCUGCAAAACUCCUGGGGUAUGUGCAUCCCAGUAAAUGUGAAACAGGACGCAUCUCUAACUUUCUCAUAAAGAGUCAUCGCGGCCAUAAACCGGACUCUAGCAGAGCGUAUGAUCGAAUCGCAGGUUGUCAGUGGUCUCCUGAACGUGAUUGCGAACGUGGGACACCCGGAUAGUCAGAACUACGCAGCAAACGCUCUCAUCUUCCUGGUUGAGAACUUUGAGUACGUUGCAACUGCUCUCCGGGAGCACAUGGGUCAA
Molecule: messenger RNA, 1514 nt
Organism: Fimicolochytrium jonesii
Lineage: Eukaryota; Fungi; Chytridiomycota; Chytridiomycetes; Spizellomycetales; Powellomycetaceae
Exons: 9
Coding region: 119-1429 (436 amino acids)
Source: RefSeq, a predicted model, not a curated record